AUGCCUGCCAAGAAAACAGACAGUUCCGACACUCCUUCUGUCAAUGGUUUGCGCGACAAUGAACUUCGCUUCAUCAAGGCAGUCUUCGACAACAUGACUCAAAAGCCCGAUGCCAACUGGGCCCAGGUCGCAACUGACUUGGGCCUCAAAGACGCCAAAUGUGCCAAGGAGCGCUUUCGACAGAUGUCUGUCCGUCAUGGCUGGCGUUCCAACACUCAAGCCACUCCCGGCAGCAGCCCCGGCGGCAAGACCAAGAAGAACGAUGUCACUGGUCCCUCUGGAGAUGGCAAGGUUACGAAGAAGCCGAAGGCGAGAACGCCAAAGAAGGCGGUGGCUAAGAAGGAAGAGAGCGAGGACGAAGAUAUCAAGGAUGAGGACGAUGAUUUUAAGGAGGAGGAAGUGGAAGACGGUCCCUUCUUCUGA
Trichoderma virens Gv29-8 is the source of this 423-nucleotide messenger RNA. RefSeq lists its product as uncharacterized. The record is from RefSeq and is a predicted model, not a curated record. NCBI's taxonomy places the organism in Eukaryota, Fungi, Ascomycota, Sordariomycetes, Hypocreales, Hypocreaceae. The transcript has a single exon. Bases 1 to 423 code for a protein of 140 amino acids.